AUGAACUAUAGCUACGAGCAGAUAAACGAAGUGGUAAUAGGGAAACAGAGGAACGACGGAAGCGGAGAGGAACAGGAAUACGGAACCCCGCGGGGAUUUGAAUUUACACAGGAAAGAGGAGAGACAGGGAAUAGACUGAAGGACACGCCGACGGGUAGAGGAUCAAGAAGAGGAGGAAGAGGAAGGGGAAGGGGCCUGAAACAACGAAGUUUAUCGGAGAGCUUUGCAAAAGACAUAAAAAAAGGAGGAAAGAGAAAGGAGAGGAGCCCAGCGGAGGACGAGGCAAAGAAGAGAGAAAAGGUCGAGGAAGGAGAAGAGAGAAGCCCGUUUGAGAAGAGUAACCUGACGCUGAGGACACCACCGAAGAAAGGAAACGAGAAAGAGAUAGAAGACCGGGAAAUGGAGAAAUUGCAGGAAACCCUGAACAACAUAUGUGAAGGGAUGAAAGAAGAGAGGAACGAGAGAAAAAGAAUGAUGGAGAAGUGGGAGGAAAAAUGGAAAGAAAAUGAGGAAAGGAUAAAGGAAGCCCUGGAAGAAUUCAAGAAGAAGAUGGAAGAGGAGAGAGAGGAAAGAAUAGAGAUGGGAAAGAGAGCAGAGAAGGCGGCAGAGGAGGAAGGUAAAAGAAGGGAACAACUAAAGGAAGAAAUGCUAGAGAAAAUAAAAAACCUAGAGGAGAGAUUUGAGGAGAGAAUGCCGGAAAGAAGCAGAGAAGGACCAGAGCAAGAUCGAAGGGAAAAGAGUGCAGAAGAGGAAGAAAGAGAAAAAAGAGGAGAAGGAUGGGACAAGGAUAAGCUGAAGAGCUGGGUAAGAGACAAACUGAGAAUAGAGAUAGAAUUCAAGAGAGUAUGGACAAUAAGAGGAAGAGCCAACAGCAAAAUAGGAGCUCAGUGCAAAGACGGAGAAGAGAAAGAAAAACUGAUGGGGAUGAAGAGCGCGCUGAAAGGGACGGACGUGUUCAUCGACCACGACACGACCUGGAGGGAGAGAAGGACGAGGGAGAAACUGAACGAGUUAGCAAAACAGUGGAAGAGAGAGGGUCACACAAGAGGAAGGGACAGCUUUUUCGAAGAGAGACAGGAAAAAGGGCAGAGGACAGAAGAGCAGAAGGACAACACAAGGGAGGAGACCAAUGAGAGCAUAAAGGUAGUAAGCUGGAACGUGGCAGGGAUAAAAGGACUAGGAGAGGAGGGCUGGAGAUACCUAAAAGUGUUCGAUGUGAUCUGCCUGCAGGAAACAUGGAUGGAAGAUGGAGAAGGAGACAAGAUAAAAAAGAGGCUAAAAGGAUACGAAAUCGAGGUAAGAGAAGCAAAGAAGGGGGGUAGCAGAGGAAUAGAAGGGGGCGGUUUCGAUGAGGAGGGCAACGAGGAAAAAAGAGAGUCGAAAGAUAAGAUAAAAAAUAGAGAGGGCGAAGAACUGUUAAAUAGGAUCAAAGAGAUGGGGCUCAGCAUACUAAAUGGCAACAUAGAAGGGGACGAAGAAGGGGAAAUCACAUACGUGGGAGGGAUGGGGUGCUCGGUGAUUGACUAUGGAAUAACGAAUGAGGAAGGGACGAAUAGGGUGAAGCAAAUGAGGGUAGUAGACAGAAUGGAGUCGGACCACGAGGCGCUAGAGGUCGACCUCGAAUCGGGAAGGAGAAAGGAAAGGCAACGGAGGGAGGAAACAGUGAAGGUCUCAUGGUCAGAGAGGGCAAUCGAAGAAUAUAGAAGAUGGAUAGUUAGAGGGGGGGCCGCGAGGACGUGGGGGGAGAUCAAAGUGAAGGUAGGGAACGCGCUACAAUUCAAGAAAGGGAAACCAGGAAGAAGAGAGGAGGGAAAGUGGUGGGAUGAGGAGUGCAGGAGAAAGAAAGCAGAAAUGAGAAAGGCAAAAAAAGAGGUAGGAAAAGGGAGGAACAGCAUGGAGAAAUAUAGGCAGGUCAAAAGAGAGCUAAGAAACCUAUGCAGGAGAAAAAAAGAGGAGGGCCUAAAGUCAGAGAUAAAAGAGGCAAAGGAAGAUAGAACGGGCAAGAAAUUCUGGGACAUGGUCAAAAAGAGAAGGAAGAGAAGAAGGGAGGAAAUAGACAAGAGCAUAAGAGAUGAAAAAUGGUUAGAGCACUUUAAAGGGCAACUGGGGGAGAAAGUAGGACGGCAGGACGAAGAAAGGGGAGCGAUACUAGAAACGGGCAGUGAGAACGAGGGCGGAGAGGGAGAGAUAGAAGUGAAAUAA
Nasonia vitripennis (jewel wasp) is the source of this 2202-nucleotide messenger RNA. Its product is annotated as golgin subfamily A member 6-like protein 22. Lineage: Eukaryota; Metazoa; Arthropoda; Insecta; Hymenoptera; Pteromalidae. The transcript is spliced from 4 exons. Bases 1 to 2202 code for a protein of 733 amino acids. The record is from RefSeq and is a predicted model, not a curated record.